CUUGCACGAGAGGGCAAGUUAAAUGUCUGGAUAGAUUCGCUGAAGAUGGUGGAGGACACUGAGUACUUCUUUACUUACCCAUGGGGGAAGGUGUCUUUUAACAAGCUUAUGGAUUCAUGUAAGAAAGACAUGCAUCAUCAGAAGAUGAACUAUGAGAAGAAGAAGGAAGUUAAGGGGAAACAGAAAGAAGCAAAAUACAAUUUGUAUGGUUAUGUCCCUGCAUUGCAGUAUUGGGCAUACGAAGCCAUCCAGCAGUUUGCACGUGAGUAUGGUAUUAACCAUGGAAACCAGUUUCCGAGGAUGCUCAGUUGGUCGAGCAAUAAGGAGCGUCCUAUUUCGAAGGCCGACCUUGCACCGAUGUUCAAGAAGACGAGUUUGAUUGUGUUGUCCAUGUUGAAGCCCCGGCCUUCGGAGAUAGAUUAUUAUAGUGCUUAG
Humulus lupulus (European hop) is the source of this 435-nucleotide messenger RNA. RefSeq lists its product as uncharacterized. NCBI's taxonomy places the organism in Eukaryota, Viridiplantae, Streptophyta, Magnoliopsida, Rosales, Cannabaceae. Bases 46 to 435 code for a protein of 129 amino acids. The transcript is spliced from 2 exons. The record is from RefSeq and is a predicted model, not a curated record.